This is a messenger RNA of Balaenoptera ricei (Rice's whale), 1723 nucleotides long. It is a transcript of the gene STAR, whose product is annotated as steroidogenic acute regulatory protein. Gene Ontology annotation, cellular component: mitochondrial intermembrane space; mitochondrion. The record is from RefSeq and is a predicted model, not a curated record. Gene Ontology annotation, molecular function: cholesterol transfer activity; cholesterol binding. The transcript has 7 exons. Gene Ontology annotation, biological process: intracellular cholesterol transport; regulation of steroid biosynthetic process; steroid biosynthetic process. The coding region runs from base 236 to 1093 and encodes 285 amino acids. Lineage: Eukaryota; Metazoa; Chordata; Mammalia; Artiodactyla; Balaenopteridae.
UCCUUGUGAGGCAAUCCCUCUAUCCUUGGUGCCUUCCUUUACACUAUGAGUGAUGGCUUUUUUAUCUCCUGAUGAUGAAACACAGCCUUCGGCUGGAGGCAUUUAAGGCGCAGGACGCACGGUCCGGCCGUGGCUGCAGGACCCAGAGGCCAACCCUGACAGGCCCAGGAGGAGAGGAGCAGAGGCCAGAAGCACCACCGCCAGCCUCCACGCCUGCCCCCACCGCCAGGGAACCAUGCUCCUCGCCACGUUCAAGCUGUGCGCCGGGAGCUCCUACAGACACAUGCGCAACAUGAAGGGGCUGAGGCACCAGGCUGUGCUGGCCAUCGGCCAGGAGCUGAGCCGGAGGGCCCCGGGGGGCCCGACCCCAGCUGCCUGGAUUAACCAGGUUCGGCGUCGCGGCUCCCUGCUCGGUUCUCAGCUGGAAGACACGCUCUACAGCGACCAUGAACUGGCCUAUAUCCAGCAGGGAGAGGAGGCCAUGCAGAGGGCCCUGGGCAUCCUCAGUGACCAGGAGGGCUGGAAGAAGGAGAGCCAGCAGGCGAAUGGGGACGAAGUGUUGAGUAAAGUGAUCCCAGACGUGGGCAAGGUGUUCCGGCUGGAGGUGGUAGUGGACCAGCCCAUGGAGAGGCUUUACGAAGAGCUCGUGGAGCACAUGGAGGCCAUGGGCGAGUGGAACCCGAAUGUCAAGGAGAUCAAGGUCCUGCAGAAGAUUGGAAAAGACACAGUCAUCACUCACGAGUUGGCCGCAGAGGCGGCAGGAAACCUUGUGGGGCCCCGAGACUUCGUGAGUGUGCGCUGUACCAAGCGCCGGGGCUCCGUGUGUGUGCUGGCUGGCAUGGCCACACACUACGGGGAGAUGCCCGAGCAGAAGGGCGUCAUCAGAGCUGAGCACGGCCCCACCUGCAUGGUGCUCCAUCCCCUGGCUGGAAGCCCCUCAAAGACCAAACUCACCUGGCUGCUCAACAUCGACCUCAAGGGAUGGCUGCCAAAGACUAUCAUCAACCAGGUCCUCUCGCAGACGCAGGUGGAUUUUGCCAACCACCUGCGCAAGCGCCUGGAGUCCCGCCCCGCUCUUGAAGCCAGGUGUUGAAGACCAGCCUGCUGCUGCCAACGGCUCCCAGCUGAGCGCGCUUGCAGGCUCACGAGGAGGUCUCUGCUGGAAGCCUACAAGUCUGUUAAAGAUCUUCAUCCAGGGACAGUGGGAUGGGAUGGUGGUGCAUUUCCAAUAUGAUACUAGAACUCAGAUGGGUAACAUUUUAGUACCAAGAAAGUGGGGACAAGGCUCUUUUAACUUCAUUCACUGAUUAGUUGUAAAAUGAAGCCUAGGAGUCCCAAAAUAUUUGUAAAACUUUUUUUUCUGGGUCCUUACUUGUCUACCUAGAAACAUCUUUAACAUGCUACCAGUUAACGAACGCAGGGUGCAGAGGGUGCAAAAUACAAGGAUUAGGGCCGCAUGCUCGAUGAGCUCGAGAGCGCCGUUCCCUGUGGGCCACGUGUGCAGACACAGCAGGUCUUACACAGGGCCUCCUGAAACCCUCUGCUCCUCCACCAAGACGGCAGAGAACUGCGCCAAAGAACAAGCAACUCCCACAGCAGAUACCGUCCGGAACUCUAGUUCAAGUUAAUCUUAAUGAAAAAAUACAAAACUAAUUAUCAGACUUAUUCCCCUACUUCUUCCAUGAGCAGUAGUCAGAAUAAAGAAUCGUAACUAACACAAAAA